AUGACGGAAACAACACAGAACAAAAUUGCCGAUCUCGAAUCGCGCAUCCAGACGCAACGUCGGAUGAUUGAAGGAUUCCAGACGUUGCGCAAUGCCACGCCGAAUCAGGAUGUCAUCCGACAGGCGGAAACGAACAUCCGACAAGCCCAAAACACGAUUUCCUACUUGGAAGAGAGCCUGGCCGCGUACCAUCGGCGUCAUUCCGUGGACUUGUCAGGCUUGCAGAUGCAGAUGGCAGCAGGCCUGGGGCCGAGCCAUGAUGCAAGCAUGCGAACGCCGAUCGAGGCGGGACUCGGCGCGCCUAGCCCGAUGAACGCCGAGGCCCGUCGGUCGUCCGAGGUGGCAGGCACGCCUCUGGACAGCAGUGCUGCGUACCGCGGAAGCACCGCAGGCCUCCCAGGUGCUGCCACAGGUUUGCAGGCCUCGGCGCUGGAGCGGGAUACGACGACGUCACGACGCAACUACAGUGCGCUGGAUUUACUCCGCUCGGAUACGCCGCUUACUCGCGCCAAGAUUCAGCGAAAACUGAAUCAGCUCGAGUACAAGCUCGAAGUCGAGCGGCAGACCAAGCAAGGUUUCGAUAAGAUCGCGCGACUGUACCAAGCGGAAGGCGAUCGACGCAGCAAGGCCGACGCCGAAGCGCAGCGCACAGAGUCGACGUCGAAGUUGGUCCUGAUUCAGCAGGCCUUGAAGCAGUACCAACAGCUGGACUUCCGUGACGACGAUGAGCUGCCGUUUGAGAACCCGUAUGCGGCGCGGCGUGCACACAAGCCUUUGACAGGUACACUGAGCAUCGCGAUCAAGGCGGCGAAAGACUUGAAUCAUGCACCGAUGCCCAGCAAUAUGCGCACAAGCCGCGAGUCGUUUGUCACGAUCAAAAUUGAGGACACGGAGCGUGUGCAAACGCAUGCCUCGCGCACCGAUCAGUGGAGCGAGAGUUUCCGGUUGCCGAUUGAGAACACCACAGAAGUGGAACUGACGAUCCAGGACCGCGUCGGAACGGCGAACAACUUGGUCCCUGUCGGCCUUGUAUGGAUCCGCAUUAACGACAUUGUGGAUCAUCUGCGAAAGGUGCGUGUCGGCCAAAUUGGGGCCGAUGGAACGCAGCCCUCGCCGGCGCUGAGCAACAGCGAGUGGGUGACGGCCGAUGCGAUGCCGGCAAGGACGCCAGGAGCAUCGGGAGCAGCGCCGAUGCAGCAGCAGCAGCUGCCCGCCGCCAAGCCCGAUCAGGCCAUUGAAGGCUGGUUCACCGUGGAGCCGACAGGCGCGCUGUACCUGCGCCUGCACUUUGAGAAGCACAAUGCGACGCAGCACAAACUCGAUGCCGGUCUGGGCCGUCAGGGUGCUGUGCGCAAGCGCCGCGAGGAAGUGUCGGUGGUGAACGGCCACCAAUUUGUCCAGCGCCAAUUCUACCAGAUGAUCCGCUGUGCGCUCUGUGGCGAGCUGGUCCUCAAUGCGUCAGUCAGUCAAUGCCAGAACUGCAAUUACACGUGCCAUCGCAAGUGUGCCCAAAAAGUGUUUACGCGCUGUGUGACGCAGCUUAGCAGCGAUGCGGAUCAAGACGAGGUGAAACUGAAUCACCGUAUCCCACAUCGCUGGGAACCGUUCACGAACAUCGGCGCGAAUUGGUGCUGCCAUUGUGGCACGAUGCUGUCCCUGGGCCGGCGCACCAACCGCAAGUGCAGCGAGUGUGACUUGACAUGCCAUGCCGACUGCGCUUCAUUGGUCCCCAACUUCUGUGGUAUGUCCAUGGAAAUGGCCAACCAGGUCCUCAGCAACAUCGCGACGAUCCAAAAGAACCGCUCGUCCGGCCGCUCCCCCGGUGUGCCGCCGUCGCCGCACGGUAGUACACCGAUGACAGGUUCGCCAGGCCACUCGACAGGCCGCCUGAGCGUGCCCAACAGCCUGCCAGCCAGUCGUCGCACCAGCUCGGACCUCCCUGUCCAAGGCAUGCAAGCCAUGACGGUAGGCGCCGUGCCAGGCACACCGCCCCGCGGUGCCUCGCCACGUCCGCUCAUGCCGUCCAACGUCAUGACAGGUAGGUCGCCGGCGCCCCUCGCACCCACCGCUGUACCGGCUGUGUCUCCUCAGGCUGCACCACUUGCCAUCCCUGCUAACAUGGCAUCCAACCCACCCCAGGCGCCGAUGCCAGCGCAGGCACGGCCUGCGCAAGCGACGCCAUCGCCGCCAUCCCAACCUGGGCCAGGGACACCCACAGCGCCCGCCACGCCCACAGCCAAGGUCGUGCCGAUGACACCGACCAGCGCAAAUGCCAAGCAGGCUGCUGCAUUUGUCCCUGCGAAGCUGCCGCCCGGCGGCAUGACGCCCUCGCCCAAGAAGGUGGACCAAGCCGAGUUCCGCGACUUUAGCUGGACCAACCCACAUGUUAUGUAA
Molecule: messenger RNA, 2394 nt
Organism: Malassezia pachydermatis
Lineage: Eukaryota; Fungi; Basidiomycota; Malasseziomycetes; Malasseziales; Malasseziaceae
Product: protein kinase c
Exons: 4
Coding region: 1-2394 (797 amino acids)
Biological process (GO): fungal-type cell wall biogenesis; signal transduction
Molecular function (GO): diacylglycerol-dependent serine/threonine kinase activity
Source: RefSeq, a predicted model, not a curated record